Nerophis lumbriciformis (worm pipefish) is the source of this 1503-nucleotide messenger RNA. Lineage: Eukaryota; Metazoa; Chordata; Actinopteri; Syngnathiformes; Syngnathidae. The record is from RefSeq and is a predicted model, not a curated record.
AUGGACAUUUCAGAACUUUGUCUUCCAGACCCUCUCAGCUAUCAUAACCAGGCUUUGUUGUCCAAUUCAUUAGAGAGAUUCCUGAGUCCACUGGCCGCGCUGGAGCCUUCUCAUUUCUGGCUGCUGAAUAGAAUGGCCGCCGAUGACCGGCACCUUCCCUCCAGCUGUGGGUCCUACAUUAAAACGGAACCGUCCAGUCCGUCCUCAGUCAUCGACACGGUCAGCCACCACAGUCCCAGCGGCAACUCCGACGCCAGCGGUGGCUAUGUCAGCACUAUGAACAGCCACUCCAACGGCCUGGACUCUCCGCCCAUGUUCACCCCCGGCGGACUGGCGGCCGCCACCUGUCGCAAACGCUACGACGACUGCUCCAGCACCAUCAUGGAGGACUCGUCCAUUAAGUGUGAAUACAUGUUGAACUCCCUUCCCAAGAGGCUGUGCCUGGUCUGUGGAGAUAUAGCUUCGGGGUAUCACUACGGCGUGGCCUCUUGUGAGGCCUGCAAAGCCUUUUUCAAAAGGACGAUACAAGGCAACAUCGAAUACAGCUGUCCUGCCACGAAUGAGUGCGAAAUCACAAAACGGAGACGCAAAUCGUGUCAGGCUUGUCGCUUCAUGAAAUGCCUGAAAGUGGGGAUGCUGAAAGAAGGUAAGAAGAGGGUGCGCUUGGACCGUGUACGAGGGGGCAGACAGAAGUACAAGAGGAGGUUGGACACUGAAAACAAUCCAUACCUGGGCUUGGCGCUCCCCCCUCCUACCAAAAAGCCUCGUGAGUACUGCCCAUUGUCUCCCUUCUCCGUGUCCCCUCUUCUGCCGGCCCAGCAGUCAGUCACAAAGAUAGUAUCUCAUCUGUUGGUGGCAGAGCCAGAAAAGAUCUACGCCAUGCCAGACCCUACAAUGCCGGAGAGCGACAUAAAGGCUCUGACCACGCUGUGCGACCUCGCUGACCGCGAGCUGGUGGUCAUCAUCGGCUGGGCCAAGCACAUCCCAGGCUUUUCUACUUUGUCGCUGGGAGACCAGAUGAGUCUGCUGCAAAGCGCCUGGAUGGAGAUUCUCAUCCUUAGCAUCGUAUUUCGUUCGCUACCUUACGAGGACGAGCUGGUGUACGCCGAGGACUACAUUAUGGACGAGGAGCACUCGCGGCUGACGGGCCUGCUCGACCUUUACGUGUCCAUCCUGCAGCUGGUUCGCAAAUAUAAAAAGCUGAAAGUGGAGAAGGAGGAGUUUGUGACCCUCAAGGCCAUCGCGCUCGCCAACUCAGACUCCAUGCACAUAGAGGAUAUGGAGGCUGUCCAGAAGCUGCAGGACGCUCUGCACGAAGCCCUGCAGGACUUCGAGAGCAGCCAGCACCCGGAGGACCCGCGGCGGGCGGGAAAACUGCUCAUGACCCUGCCCUUGCUGCGGCAAACGGCCACCAAGGCCGUGCAGCACUUUUAUAGCAUCAAGGUGCAGGGCAAGGUUCCCAUGCACAAACUCUUCCUGGAGAUGCUGGAGGCCAAGGUCUGA